CUUGCCACCAUGGCGAGCGCCAAAAUCCUUGUUGUAACGCCUCCGGUAUUCCGUCUGGAAGAUGAUGUGAACCUAGAAGAGACGGGGAGAACACUCGGUGUCGCCACAAAUCCCGCGAACAACUCGGCAGCUAUUUUCGUGGCACAGGCUCCUGGCCAGAAGAGCAGCGCCAACGAUGUAGACCCAAUCUAUAUCUGUAGUCUUGAAGAUUUACCGGACAAGGAACGACAUACCUUCAUCACCGACACCACAGUGAUCUUUCGACUUUUCCAAGAGCUCAUGAAAGAGACGAAGAAUCAGCAGAAUCAACUUCUGCAAGCGGACGACAAGGUUCUGGAGGCGAUUCGGAAACUGUGCGUCGACUACGUCGAGCACAUCAAGGAGAUUUGGGUCGACAGUAGCAGACCGGAAACCACAACAGGGUUCAGCAGCGACCAUUAUCAGCGGUUAUUAACCGUCUUCUCUUUGUUCGUUCUAUUGUUCGUGCCGGAGCCUGGCUUUGAAGAUGCUCCCUUCGGUGAGGAUCUUAUGGAGUGGCUGAACAUGUACUUCAUCGCACCGUCGACCGAGGACGGCGAGCAGCUCAGCACUCUCGACAAGCCAUGGGAACACGAAAACUUCUGGACCUACUUGAAAAGGACAACCCUCCGCGGUCUCACGAAGGCCACAACCUUCUUCUUGGACACACUAACCCGGCACCCCUCCGACAACCUCCCUGGGCUAGCGCAGGAGCUGAUACCGAUCAUCAACUCGCAGCCUCACCUCCAGAGCUUCAACUCAGAGCGCGAGUUCAUGCAGGCUCACCACCGCUGGCGGGAACGUGUCAAGGCUGUCCGCGUCCAAAUGGAGCGGGUCCCGGAGGACGAUCGUGCCGACGACGUCGAAUUCUGGUGGGACAACUUGAGCGACAUCGUGGGCAUCCUCGAGGGCCGCGGCGACAUAGUACAGCGCGUCUGCGAAGAGUUCGAAGAGCCUGAUUGGAAGGAAGUGUGCGCAGCAUGGGGCAUCUUUGUGAACCCUCGGCUGAGGCGUCAGGAACUUCCCGGAAUUGUUGGCAAGGUUCUUGAAACAUUGCCACCUGACCCGACAUACGACGAGGACAUGAUCCACUCGAACCUGCUGUCGGGUCUGCCCGCCAAAGCGCUGCAGUACUCCGCUCAGCUCGACCCGUGGCUGGCCGCUCAUAUGGCGGACGUCAUGGAAGCGCUGAAGCUCUUGGAAGGCGAGUUUGAUACGAGCACGGGUCUUUCGACGCGGGACUCCUAUAUCCUUGCAUACGCCGAAUACUUACACGCCGACCCGACACUCUGGCGCCAAUGCGUGGCCUAUAUGUAUUCCUGCUCCGAGCAGGGCAAAUUGCGGGCGGACGAAGUCCUUAUGCAUGUGCCCCUGCGACUCGGAAAGCGGGCGCCUGAGGACGCCUCAGUUGAAGAAGACAUCCGCCACGGAGAUCUCGUCGGCGCCCUGAAGGAGAUUAGCCAAACGUGCUUUGAGAACCAGAGGGAGGAUGUCCGUCGGACUGUAUGCAGAAUAGCGGCGCAGACGCUCGUGCACGAGAAAGAGUACGGCCUUGCGAUCUCGUAUUGCAAGUCGGCCGAGGAUUGGGCAGGGCUGGGAAGGGUGAUAGACCGUAUUUUGAACGAAUACAUCGCGCACGGUCCCGAUGCAUUCGUGCGCUGCGCCUCGCAGGUCGCGCCGUCCCUGCAGGAGUGGGCACUUCACGGUGAAAGCCGCGGGGUGUUCAUGCACCGGUUAAUGUUCGCAGUUUGCUAUGCGCGCUUCCAUGACUUCCGCGCCGCGGGGCAGCUGCAGGACGCUGCGUCUGAGCUUGUCGCGAUGCUUCAGGAGGGUGUGGCCCCCAGGGCGUGGUGGGCCGUCCUCCUCAGCGACUCCGCUGAAUUGCUACAGCAUGAUCAGGCCCUUCUUUUCUCGCAAGACGGGGCGUUGCAGAUUCUGAGAACUAUGAACGAGGUCAGCACGCGCGCGCUGCAAGGCGGCGAGGAUGAGUACCUCGACGUGCUUCGCCGCGUGCAGAAGGGGGACACGAAGGACGUGGCGCGGCGGCUCAAGGUCGUCCGGCUGGCGCUCGCAAAGUACUUUGCGCAAUACAACGUUGGGGAGGGGACUUUCAUGCAUUAGUAAGUUAACGUGUUUAGGUGGUCGGUCCGAGUACAUCGGGAGCUACUGUGAGUAUAGUAAACGCGUGAACGUUAUCAGCCGCUCCAGAAAACCGCUC
This is a messenger RNA of Schizophyllum commune H4-8, 2236 nucleotides long. RefSeq lists its product as uncharacterized. Lineage: Eukaryota; Fungi; Basidiomycota; Agaricomycetes; Agaricales; Schizophyllaceae. The transcript is spliced from 11 exons. Gene Ontology annotation, molecular function: structural constituent of nuclear pore. Gene Ontology annotation, cellular component: nuclear pore outer ring. Gene Ontology annotation, biological process: protein import into nucleus; positive regulation of DNA-templated transcription; mRNA export from nucleus. The record is from RefSeq and is a predicted model, not a curated record. Bases 10 to 2139 code for a protein of 709 amino acids.